AGGACUACUACCGAAACUGGAUCUAACGCCACCAUCGGGCGUCAUUUUUCGAACGUAGUGCCCAAGCCUGCGGCCGUGGGUGCGGACGGCCAGAAGCACAUGGUGCAGCACAUCGCGCUCCUGAACGACAUACGCUUCUGGUGUCUGAUGGCCGUGGUGAUCAUCGUCAUCGCGGUUGCCGUGAUCAUGAUGGAGCUGCAGCUCAAAGAUGAGGAAGACUCUGCCGAGGAGAGCCGGCCGGCGCAGAAGCAGCCGCAGCCGCCGCAGGAGCCGCAGCCCGCCCCGGCGCCCGGCGGCGGCGGCCCGGCCGAGCCAGCGCAGGAGGGCGCGCAUCCGCUCAGGUGGGUGGCCAACCUGUUCUUCUGCGUCAUCGGGCUGAAUACCGCCAUGCUGUUCUGGGGGGUGGCCCAGGAGUACAUGAUGACGAGCACGUACAUCGGGCAGGACGGGAAGGCGGAGCGCAUCCCCAGUGCGCUGUGCCUCGUCAUGUUCAACAGGAUGUUGACAGUGUCGGUCACCGCGCUCAUCAUCGCUCUGAACCCGCGCUAUUCUUUCAGCUUUUCCGGGCGAUCGGCCUGCGGGCUGCCUGCCAUCUCCAAUCUCGUGGCGUCCUGGUGCCAGUACCAGAGCCUGGCCUACGUCUCCUUCCCGAUCCAGACCGCCGCGAAGUCGGCCAAGCUGCUGCCAGUGGUAGUCCUGGGCUCCCUGCGCGGCAAGAGGCAGACUGUGCUGGACUACGCCGAGGCCGUGCUCAUCGUGUUCGCGCUCGUCGUGUUCGGGUUCGAGACGGAAGAUAAUGUCAGCGCCAUGCAUGCACGGGGCUUCGGGGUCUUGUUGUUGUGUGGCCUGAUCGUCUUCGACUCGAUGACGCCACACCUGCAGGAUAGUCUCUUUAAGAAGAACCCUGAACUCAGUAUGAUACAGGCAACGUUUGCAAUGGGGUGCGUUUCGACCCUGGUCAGCAUGGUGACUCUUAUAGUCAGCGGCAAUGGGCUGAGAUCGAUGGUGUUUUUUUUCAACCACGGCGAGGCUGCAUUGCACGCAUUAGUAUUGUCGUUGUGUUCCACGCUGACGCAGUUCCUGAUAUCAUACACGAUCAAGAACUUCGGGCCAGUCACCUUCGCGCUCAUCUCCACGACGCGACAGCUUAUCUCUGUAUGCUUAUCGGCUGUUCUUUUCAUGCAUCAUAUCACCGUGCUUGCCUGGUGUGCAGCAGCGGUCGUGUUCGGUACUGUCGUGGGGCGUGCGAUGCGACCGAGGGAAACCGACGCUGGGGGCUUGGCAGAACCUAGCACCCGGCCCUCAGGCAGUCUGCCGCGGUCAUUGGUGGAGAAAUUGGCCCACCGCUCGAAAAACUACAAAUUGCUAGUGUGCACGCUAGGAAUCCAUUUGCCGCUGAUGUUCUAUUCUGUUGCGCAGGAGUUCAUGUAUACACACACAUUCCAUGGGCAGAUCUUCAGGUACCCCCUGGUCAUCAUCGUAUUCAAUCGCAUUGGGGCUUCGUUGCUGGCUGUACUUGUCCUCAAGCUACAGGGAAUUCAAGUUCUCGGUCCAGACAUGUGGGUGACAGUCCUCCCAGCCGCUGCGAACCUGGCAGCGACCUACUGCCAGUACCAGGCGCUCCUCUUCCUUCGCUUUCCAGUGCAGACGCUGCUGAAGUCUGCGAAGGUUGUGCCUGUCAUGUUGUGCGGGCGGCUGCUGAAGAAUCGGACCUACUCCUGGCUGGACUACGCCGAGGGGGUGCUCAUAACAGGGCUAGUGUGUGUCUUCACGUGGAGCUUCAACGCCGUUAAGGAGAACGUGUCCCCUGGGGACAGCAUAUUGCCAGGCCUUCUUCUGAUGGGCGGGUAUUUGCUGGCGGAUUCCGUCACGAGCAAUGCGGAGGACGCCAUCUACCAGCGCGUCAGGCUCGAUCCGGGACAGUUGUUGCUCGGCAUGCAGGCUUCGGCUGGCGUGGUGGGCUUCGUGUCUCUGCUGGCAUCGGGCCAGCUGCCGCCCGCUCUGAGCUUCCUGCUUGCCAACAGGCGGGCCGGGUUCCACAUGGUGGUGCUCUUGCUCGCGGAGGCAGGCGGGGCGUACGCCUGCACCGUCACCGUGAGGCUCUUCGGGCCAGCCGUGUUUACGCUGCUGCUGAUGUCCCACCAGCUAGUGAGCAUGAUCGUGUCGGUGGCGCUGUUCGGCCACAAGUUCGACUGGCUCAGCUGCCUCUGCCUCUCGGUCGUCACGCUGGUCAUCCUGACGUCGUCUCUGCGCCGGGUCGGUUCUGAGCGGCUGAAGGCCCGGCAGCCAGAGUCAUUGCUUGUCAAAUGAGACGACGCAGCACCUCGCAGCUCGGCGAAGAAGUCGCAACUCGCAACUUGCGAAAAGUCCAAGGCAAAAUCAGAGGCACCUCGCGGCUCGGCGAAGAAUUCGGGGAAUGUAUAGUGCGCACUCGCCAGAGAAAACUCCUCGUUCGCACCGACGACCCGGUGCCAGCACAUGGGCCCCAUGGAGCAGCUGCUGCCCGGAGAUUUCGUGCGGCAACUCGCGCGUUUGUGUGUGUGUGUGUGUGUGUGUGUGUGUGUGUGUGUGUGCGUGUGCGUGUGCGUGUGCGUGUGCGUGUGCGUGUG
Molecule: messenger RNA, 2609 nt
Organism: Prorocentrum cordatum
Lineage: Eukaryota; Dinophyceae; Prorocentrales; Prorocentraceae
Source: the annotation of a GenBank genome assembly